This is a messenger RNA of Perca flavescens (yellow perch), 4091 nucleotides long. RefSeq names its product leucine rich repeat and fibronectin type III domain containing 5a (gene lrfn5a). The coding region runs from base 1089 to 3692 and encodes 867 amino acids. Gene Ontology annotation, molecular function: protein binding. The record is from RefSeq and is a predicted model, not a curated record. The transcript is spliced from 10 exons. Lineage: Eukaryota; Metazoa; Chordata; Actinopteri; Perciformes; Percidae.
UGUGCCGUUAAGCUUUCGGUGUAAAUGACCGGGAUACAGCUUUUCUGAGACGUUUUUUUAAUUUUAUUUAAUUUUAUUCAAAUCUAUUCUGUUAUUUUCUUUUCUAUUCAAGCUACUCCAGACUGCAGAGGAGACGCACAGAGUCGAGUUAACAGAGGGUGAACGACGUAAGCAGGGACUCAGAGACAGAAAGAGAGAGAGAGAGAGAGGGAGAGACAGAGAGAGAGAGAGAGAGAGAGAGAAGGAGGGAGAGCGAGAAGCUCGCGACUGUGAAGUUAAUAUCCAAAAAUCCGUCAUUGCAAAGGUGUAACGUCUCCAACAAAGCAGGACAGCUACUACUGUGGAUUUUUAGAAAUGUUUGAGAAACUCUGCCUAACCCGCCGAAAUGUUUUACUGGAGUAAUUAGACUUUUCCGCCCUUUUGCCUGGGAUAUUUUUCCUUGUAGUGGAAUUCGUCCUGUUUCACCUGCACGAGGACAGCGACCGGUGGGAAAGGAGGAGGGAGAGGAAGCACUGCCGAGAAGAAGAGGAGAAAAAGAUAAGAAAAGAGGCGGUUGAAGGGGAGGGGGAAUCAUUUCAGUUUCUUUCGGAUGGGAUUCUUCCCUCACCCCGCGGAUGGAGGGAUGAAACCGGGAGAAAAAGACGGGGAGAGAGAGAAAGAGAGAGGAGGGAGAAGAGGAGGAUGUAGUCAGGCGUUGUGAGAAUACAAAACGGACGCACCCCUCUGGAAGACAGGAUUGAACUCUAAACCUAUACGGAAUUUACAGCCACCCAAAGGAUAUUACACAUAUUUACCUCGAUAUAUACAUAUGUGGGGCAUAUUCUCUUAUCUGGAACCUAUCUGUGUGGAGUUACAACAAGAAUCACCACAACCGUUCAAAUGAUGGGAUUUGAAAAGAUAAUUGCGCCCUGACACGCAGUGAACGAAGGAACCGUAACAUCUGGAAAGAGUGAGUGAAACCAGAAAGAAGAUUUUGGACGUUUACCCUCAUCCAUGAUGUUAUAGCCGUGAUAACAUGUGAAUCCUGAAGCAGAGUGUUAUCCGCUUUUACAUCUCUGAAGGUGUCGUGUCCAGGUGGGGUGGUAACCAUGGAGAGGCUGUGGCUGUGUGUGAUGCUGGCAGUCGCCAUGGUGGUGCGGGCACAGAUCUGCCCGAAGCGCUGCGUAUGUCAGAUCCUGUCACCUAACCUGGCGACCCUCUGCGCCAAGAAAGGCCUACUCUUUGUACCGCCGAACAUUGAUAGGCAUACAGUGGAGCUACGGCUUGCUGACAACUUUGUCACAAGUGUGAAGAGGAAAGAUUUUGCAAAUAUGACACGGCUGGUGGACCUAACAUUAUCCAGAAACACCAUCUCCUACAUCACACCUCAUGCCUUUGCCGAUUUGGAAAACCUCAGAGCUCUACACCUCAACAGUAACCGGCUGACGAGGAUAGGCAAUGAUACAUUUUGCGGGAUGUCGAAGCUUCACCACCUGAUUCUGAACAACAACCAGCUGAUGCUGAUCCACCAGGAUGCAUUCAACGACCUGCUGGCACUGGAAGAAUUGGACCUCAGUUACAAUAACUUGGACACUAUUCCUUGGGAGGCCAUCCAGAAAAUGAUUAGCCUCCAUACGUUGAGUUUAGACCACAAUAUGUUGGACUUCAUUCCAGAGGGAACAUUUUCUCUGCUACAGAAACUCAACCGGCUGGACGUCACCUCUAAUAAACUCCUGAAGCUGCCGCCAGACCCACUUUUUCAACGAGCACAGGUCCUGGCCACAUCAGGGAUCAUGACCUCCACUUCUUUUGCAUUAUCAUUCGGUGGAAACCCUCUCCACUGCAACUGUGAGUUACUGUGGCUGCGAAGGCUAAACAGAGAGGACGACCUGGAGACGUGCGCUUCGCCCCAACACCUCUCUGGCCGAUACUUCUGGUCCAUCCCUGAGGAGGAGUUUCUCUGCGAACCUCCACUCAUCACCAGAUACUCCCAUGAGAUGCGGGUGCUUGAAGGGCAGAGAGUUAUACUCAGGUGUAAGGCAAGAGGUGACCCAGAGCCAGCAAUCCACUGGAUCUCUCCCAAGGGCAAACUGGUGUCUAACUCCUCCAGAACAUUGGUCUACAACAACGGGACCCUGGACAUCCUCAUCAGUACGGUGAAAGACACUGGCUCCUUCAGCUGCAUCUCCUCCAACCCUGCUGGUGAAGCCCUCCAAACAAUAGACCUGAUUAUUAUAAAACUCCCCCACAUCUCCAACAACACCAACAACAUCCAGGAGCCCGACCCGGGAUCGUCGGACAUUUCCACGUCAACCCGAGGCGGAGCCAACGGGAGCAACGUGACGGGUGACGUUAAGGGCGGGGCGGAUAAGAGGGUUGUAACGGCCGAGGCCACGUCAUCGACAGCGCUGAUCAAGUUCAACUUCCAGAGGAAUAUUCCGGGCAUAAGGAUGUUCCAGAUACAAUACAAUGGGAGCCAAGAUGACUCGCUGGUUUACAGAAUGAUCCCCCCAUCAAGCAAAAACUUCCUGGUCAACAACCUGGCAGCAGGGACCCAGUACGACCUCUGCGUGCUGGCCAUCUACGAUGAUGUCAUCACCUCUCUGACAGCAACACGUGUGGUCGGCUGUGUGCAGUUCACCACCGAGUCAGAGUACAUGAGGUGUCAUUUUAUGCAGUCUCAGUUCCUCGGCGGGACUAUGAUCAUCAUCAUCGGAGGGAUAAUAGUGGCUUCGGUGCUCGUUUUCAUCAUCAUCCUGAUGAUACGGUACAAGGUGUGUAACCCUGGUGAGGGUGGUAAAGGCGUUUCAUUGUCGAUGACCAACGUUCACUCACAGACCAAUGGGCAGCAGUCCCAGGGAUGCACUGUGACUCCAAGCUCCUCUAAACACGGCUCAAUCGGAUUAGACGACCUCUCAGGAGGCACAAAGAAAAGGAGUGGAGCAGGAGGAGGAAGAGGAGGCGGCAAGGAUACGAUGACUCAGUUGUCCGACUCAUCCCUGCCCGAUUGCUCCACGACUACGUCAGUUCUCAGCCAGCCUUGGGCAGCCAAAAGCCCAACAGCUGGAGCCGAGGAACGGGAGAAAGCGGGUGAAGAGAGAGCUCAAGCUGACGUCGCGUCGCCCACCGGCACCAGCGGUUCCCUAACCAAGCCAAAGCGGAAGCCCACUACAAGUAAGCCAGGCUCGGCUUGCUCCAACACCUCGGCUACUCCUGAAAACCUCCCCUCCCCUCGCCCUCCUUCCUCCUCCUUCUCCACCGCCUCCUCUGCUCUCCUCCCCUCCUCCCCUCUGGAGAACCUCAACACCAACCGCAACAACUCCACCUCUCUCAACCAAACCCCGCCUCCCUUUGUCCCUUCCUUUAUCUCCAGCCCUCUCGCCACCCCGAGCCCCGUCCCCUCCAUCCGUUUUAGAGAGACGCCCAUCCUGCGCAGGGCUCCUCGCGCAGGCACCUCAGCCUCCGCCAAGUACCAGACUCUCCCUGUGGAGGAGGCAGGGAGGAGCAGGGGCAGGAGGAGGUACUCGCUUAGUGAAGGAGUCUCAAAGACUCACUCGUCCCAUCAGGGAGCAGGAGGAGCUCCCAAAAUAGGACGCAUAAUGCGGGACAAAAGGAGCCAAUCAAUGAGCGGGAUGCUACUCCCAAAAGACGGAGAUGGAGACUCAGACAAGGGCCGGUGCGAUUCGGACUGGAUCUUAGAAAGCACGGUUUGAACUGGAAUGCGACAGCAACCAUAAAAUAAACUUUGGUUUAUCCAUUUUUGUUUAUCUAAUGUAUAAGUGUAUGUCUGAGGUUUUGUGUGCAUGUGUGUGUGUGUGUGUGUGUGUGUGUGUGUGUGUGUGUGUGUGUAUUAGUUUGAAUGUGUCUAGAAUGGUGUAUGAGUGGAGCUAAUGUGUGUUUGUGACAUAUGAAACUGUGUGUGUUGCCAUUUAGGAUGUGCGUUUUUUGGUGUGUACUGUACUGUAUGUGUGUGUUCAUGUUUGAACCUUUCUUUAUAAAUGUGUGAGAGGUUGAUUUUGUUUGUGGGUGAAAGCGUGAACAUACCUUUAAUUUUCCAGCCUGUUUUUUUUUUUUAAUUAUUUUAUUUUCAUAAUUUUUUUUUUUUUUUUUGU